Messenger RNA from Vidua chalybeata, 6664 nucleotides. It is a transcript of the gene EXD2, whose product is annotated as exonuclease 3'-5' domain containing 2. The transcript is spliced from 10 exons. Gene Ontology annotation, cellular component: nucleus; cytoplasm. Bases 4422 to 6287 code for a protein of 621 amino acids. Gene Ontology annotation, biological process: nucleobase-containing compound metabolic process. NCBI's taxonomy places the organism in Eukaryota, Metazoa, Chordata, Aves, Passeriformes, Viduidae. The record is from RefSeq and is a predicted model, not a curated record. Gene Ontology annotation, molecular function: nucleic acid binding; 3'-5' exonuclease activity.
ACAGCCGAAGUGGCCCAGGAGGUCCUUCUUGUAGAGGUUCCUGCAGCCCCGCAGGCGUCUUCGCUGGAAGUCUUGGCCAGCCAUGGCAGAGAGGUGUUAGACACUCCGCCGCUUCCUGAUCCCGCUGGCUCCUCCCCGCUUCCCUCAGCAGCUGAUCCUCAGCUGCAGCCCGCGCCGCCCGGCCCGGCUCUAGCGUGGCGCCGCCGCCGGUUAACUCGCUGCUGGAGCGGCGCGGGGGGACAGACACACUCGCCCCUGCGGGGGGACGGUAACGUUCUCCACUCCGGGGACGGACGGACACGUUCGCCUCUCCAAGGACCUCCUGGGGCAAGGACACAUUCGCCGCCGCUGCGGGAACUUGCAGGGGGCCGGCCACACUCGCCGCUCCGGGGACCUUUUGGAGGAAGGACACGUUCGCCGCUGGGAGGACCUGCCGGGGAGCGGGUACACCCGUCACUCGGAGGAGCCGCGGGAGGACGCGUCCCGCCGCCGCUCAGCCGGCCCGGCUGAGUGACCUGUGCCGCCUGCAGCCCCGCGGCCGGCGGGGAGGUGGCGGCGGGCGGGCAGGUGCUCCCGCGGAGCCGUGAAUGGGAAGGGAGCGCUCCGGAGCCACGGCCGGCCCGCCCGCCUUGAGGCAACGGGCGGGCAACGCACCGGAGGGAAGAUGAGGGGGAAAACCGCUCAAGUGCCGGGGCGGUUUGCAAUGGGGCUUGUCCUCUGUAAAUGCUGAGUGAUUUCUACGGGAAUUGAAAGCAUUAUAAAAGCAUCUAAAAGGGCUUUAGAAUUUGGUUUUUUUUUUUUUUUUUUUUUUGUUAUGGUUGUGGUUGUUUUCUCUAUGAUAGUUAUUAUGGGUUUGAUAAUUUGCUCUCUCCUGCUCCUUUCCGAGCAACACUGAAAACAGGAGGGUUGCCCCAUCAGAAGUGAGUCAGUAGAUCUUUCUGGAGCCCUUGGAAGACUGCUCGAAGUACAGAUGAAUAUUCUUCUCUUACCCUGCAGUGUCAACUAAACCCCAAAACACAGCUGGCUAACCAGGUAGAAGUGACCUGUGUUGUCCUUCACUGCCUAACAAUACCCCAACCUUUACCUUACUGGAAUAAGAAUAUCUUUUUUCUUUCACAGGACCCUGUACUUCUCAGGUAACAUCUGAUGCCAUGUCAGGCAACAGGAGUGUCAUUCAAAGAGUGAUGUCCAUGAGGCGCUGCACAGACCCCCAGUCCCACCUUGCAGCUGACUGCAUGCUGCCUGUGCUCAAAAUGAGCAGCUUGAAACUUUCAGGUCUGUAUUUCCCCAUGGCACUAGGGAAGAUACAGUUUUCAGAAGGUGAGAGGAAUUAGCCUGACCAUCCUGGCCAUUUUUGUGUAGCACUGCAUCUGCUGGGAAUUAGGAGUCUUGAAACUUUAAAAUAAGCAGGGGGGAAAACCCUCCCUGACAUAAACUGUGAUGUGGCAAGGUGACUGAGUACUCUUAGACUGCUGCCAUAUUCCAGUGACAGCUUUUCCAUAGAAACAGAAAUUAUUUCAUUAUAAAAAGUCAGUUACGUGCUUUGGGUUUCUUCUUGGAUAAGAUUAUAGAAAGAGCAUCAAAUUCUGCAUAGACCAAGCUUUUUAUUUGACAACACUAUAGCCUUAAUUUUAACACAUAAGAAAAGUAAAUAAAAUCUUUCUCUUCUAAUUGGGAAUAAAAAAAGAAUGUAAGAAGUUACAUUAACAGUGUUAACAUUAACAAUUAACAAUGCUUCACAACUGCAGUGAAAACAAAGCAGUUAAUCUCUUCUAAUCUGAACUGUACAUAAGGAUGUUUUCUAGUUACAGUUGUUGAUGGUCAACUACUGCAAUGUAACAUGUCUAGCCACCCUCAGUAUAGAGAGGCAAAGACUCUAUCCAUCAUGUUUUGUGUUUAUUACCUUAGCUUCAGACACAAGUAAGCUUCAGACAUUGCUAUAAAAUAAUUUUUUAUAUCUUUGUUGCUUGCAUGCCAUGACAUUCUGCACCAUUACAAUUAUAUCAGAAACUGUUGCUCACUCAGCAAGAUUUCACUUUUUCCCCUUUCCUAAAGUAUUGUUCAGGUUGAAUAUCUUUAAGUAACUUUGGUUUCUGUACUGAAAUAAAUAUGCAAUAUAAUAAAAUCUCCAGUGCUUUUUCUUCCACGUUCUGGAUCCAGUCUCCUGGAAAACUAUGUACUUAAAUGUUUUUGCAUAGAAAUAAAACUAUUUCCUAAGCCCCCAGUUCCAGGACCUUUAAGAAAGAUUUAACUGAGUUUGUUUUUGUUUUGUUGGGGUUUUUAAAAUCACAUUUCUAAGCAGUCAGAAUUUAAAAGAAAAAUAAUAGCAGACUGUCAAUCUGUUCUGCUCAAUGACAUGACCAUAUAGGUUAAAAAACUGUACUGUGUUCUUUUCACUCUCUCGAUUCCUUUCUUUGAUUUAAUUUUGAAUAUAACACCUAAGGAAGUUAUCAUAGCCUAUACAGGUGAUAUCUUCCUUGGGCAGUUACUGGUGUCUAUGUUAAUAAAGCCAGAGUGCUGUUAUCUCUCCAAAGCACAUACACUGUUGUCCUGAGUCAUACUGAAGUAACAUCAGUGAAGCAUCUUUGCUUUAACAGGAACAUUCUGCAGCUUGCAAUGGAAUCAAUGUACCAACAGUAGUUAGUCAAACAGAUCAAACUUCAUCAAGUUGCUGUUCUGGGGGACAUGUUAGCAUGGGGGUGCUAUACCGAGACUAGUUGUCACAAACCAAAUUGGACUGAGCCUGGCCAGACUCAAAAGGCACACAGAGCCAGAGUCUGUCUAUACACACUGCUUGAGCUGCUUAAUUCUGUAGCAUGUUCAUACUCUCCUCCAUGUCUCAAAAGCAGCAUGAAAUGAAGCACAAAAAUGUUUUGCCUGGAAUUUCAACAAGUAGGCAACAGAGUGGAGGAUUCAACUGGAAAGGAAAUAGGAGAUAAUGAACAGAGUGGUGACUUGCUGUAGAUGGCCUUGGGAAUGAAGGUAAGUGAAUAAUGUUUGAUGCAAUACAGAAGAAGGAACUAGGAGAAUCCUUAAAAUAGAGAAGUGAUGUGGUUAGAGUGAUCUAUGUAAACAGUCUUGUGUUGCAGUUUCAGAGUUGUUAAUUCCAAGGUUGUGCAGAGCUGAGUGUCUCAGCAAUACCAAAUUGAUCUGGAUGAGGUAUGGCAGUAAAGUGUCACAUUACUCUCAUAUUAGCUUCUGUCUAUGCUACAGAUUUUUGGUUCUGCCUCUGGAAGGACUCACAAUAACUGGUCAGGGUUUACUGUCUGCUGGUACAAAGUUACCCCUUCAACAUUUUUUCUGAACAAAUUUGAAUUGGGAGAAUCAGUUAAGUUGCAUUAGUUGUUUCUAUUUGAUGGCUGAGGUGUAUUGAUCAUUAAUAGGAGGCCUACAGACAGCUUUGCUCUGUUGUCAGACUGUGGCAUUUCCAGUGGCUGUUGUGUUAGGAGCUGUAUUGGUUAAUGUUGGAGGGAGAGGUGUUAGGGCAGUCUUUGUAUAUCAGCAAGAGAACAAGGGUCUUAGCUGCAAGGAUGUUUUGGAGGGCUGUUUUGGAGCUGCCACAUGGAAGUAUAUACCCUGGGUGCUAGGAUUUACAAAGUCAUUUCAGUCAGACCUGACAGUUGACAAACAAGCUUGAGUGGCAGAUAAACUGGUGAUGCUAUCCAUGGAUACUCACAAAGAAGAUAAUAACAGGGCUUUCAGGGAAGAGUUCUAGCUCUGCUGAGCUCUAAUUUCCUGCUAGUCAUUCACAGAAGAGAGAAGACCCUGUUUUGAGUUUGGACAGGAAGAGGUAUCUCAUCUAAAAUACAAAUAAAUUAAUAUCUUUCUGCAGAUGAUUUAUGGAUCUGCUCCUUUCCCCAGAGCUAACUCAGAGAUAAUGUAGGAGGGUAACAGAAGACCAAGGAUACAGUUCUCUGAGAGUCUGUCAAACACUAGGAAGUCUUAAAUAGGUAAAAAGUAUUUAAGUGAAGCAUGAUUGAUUGUGUCAGGUGAGAAAGGAUGAUAUUUAAAUAUUCUUUUUGGGGUUCUGUUGAACCUUUGAUUGUCUUUGGUUAAUCCAGAGUGGAAACUGAGAAGUUUGAACAGUGAUAGUUGGAUGUCUAUGGAGUGAGUCAGAGAGAGUGAAUGUGUAAUUAGGAAAGUAGAGCUGAGUCAAGGCUUUUAUUCAUUUGCUUAUUUAUACCAUUUUUUUUUGAGGGUAAAUAGAAAGAAAGGGUAAACCAAUAAGACUAUAUCAUAUUUUAGCCAUCUCAUUUUUUAAAAAAUAAUUUUGCUUGUGUAAUUUAUUCCCUCUAGUGAAAAUUUGGCGGCUUCAGGGUUUCUCUCCUUUUGCUGACUUUAAUGGACCAGAAAGGCCACGAUGAAAUCCCACAAUGCUGUUUUGAGAGGGUGAGGUGAAGGGGGAGAAAGCACAAUAAAAAAUGGCCAAGCAAACAGCCGUGACAAUUACUUUGGCCACCCUGCUGGGUGUUGCACUAGGGGGCCUGGUUUUGUGGAAAGCGACCCAGCGUCGGAAAGGAAAAACACGCUGUAGUGGUCAGCAAGAGGAAGCAGCAGUAAAGUCAGAAGAUGAGAAACUCAUUAAGGCAGAGGAUAAGAAGGUGCUUUCCUUCUUCAGAUCUCCCACCUUUUUCUGGAUAGAGAGGACCCUUGGUGCAGACAUAGUGAUAGUUUCAGAGCAGGAGGAGUGGGAUCAUGUUGAACCAUUGCUGAAGAAGGAGCUAGAGAAGUGGCCGGUUCUUGGAAUUGAUUGUGAGUGGGUAUCUGUGGAGGGAAAAGCAAAUCCUGUAUCCCUGUUGCAGAUGGCUUCUUCCAGUGGCCUCUGCAUUCUUGUUCGGUUGCCCAGGCUUGUUGCCAGUGGCCAGACUCUUCCAAAGACCCUGCUGGACAUCAUGGCAGAUAGUGCUGUGUUGAAAGUUGGGGUAGGGUGCUGGGAAGAUGCUUGCAAAUUGCUUAAUGAUUAUGGUCUUCCAGUCAAAGGGAGCAUGGACCUCCGGUAUUUAGCCAUGAGACAGCGGAAGGAUCUACUUCACAACUGCCUUAGCCUUAAGUCUUUAGCUGAAAAAGUCCUGAACUUCCCGCUUGACAAAUCUCCUCAUGUGCGUUGCAGCAACUGGGAAGCAGAAGAACUGACACAAGAUCAGGUUCUCUAUGCUGCUAGGGAUGCCCAGGUCUCAGUGGCUGUGUUCUUCCAUUUGCUGGGAUUUACCAGCCUUCCUGCUACACCUGAAGGUGAAAACUCUGUCACUGCUUGGGAGAAAGCACGGGGUAAAUGCCAGGGCUUGGUGGAUAUCCCAUUUAGAGCAAGAAAGAGUGGCAGCACAGGAGAGGAGAAGAGUGGAGAGGGAUGUUCCCCUCAGAAAACAAAGAGUCGGAAAUCUUGGGUGAAUGGCCAGCCCUCUGGCAAUCAGCAAAUGAGAGAUCCACGGAGGCAGAAGCGAAAGCCUCUGGGUGUGGGAUAUUCUGCACGAAAAUCUCCGCUGUAUGACAACUGCUUCCUGCAUGCACCAGAUGGACAGCCCCUGUGCACUUGUGAUCGCAAGAAGGCUCAGUGGUAUUUGGACAAGGGGAUUGGAGAGCUAGUUAGCACAGACCCUUUUGUUGUGAAGCUGCGGUUUGAGCCUUCAGGACGUCCCGAGUCUCAAGUUGAUUAUUAUCUGACAGUCAAAGAAAACCUCUGUGUUGUUUGUGGCAAGCGAGAAUCCUAUAUCCGGAAGAAUGUUGUUCCUCAUGAAUACCGAAGACACUUCCCCAUCCAGAUGAAGGACCACAACUCACAUGAUGUGCUCCUACUCUGCACAUCCUGCCAUGCCAUCUCCAAUUACUAUGACAACCACCUCAAGCAGCAGCUGGCCCGGGAGUUUGGGGCUCCCAUCGGCUCCGAGGAAGGUGUGCGUCUCCUGGAGGACCCUCUGCGCAGGCAAGUGCGCUCGGGGGCGCGCGCCCUGCUGAAUGCAGACAGCCUGCCUGACCCCCGAAGGGCAGAGCUGCUGCAAAGCAUCAAGGACUUCUAUAACACAGACACAAUCACUCCAGAGAUGCUCCAGGCAGCAGCUGGUCUGGAAACCAGGAUCUGCAAUGAGAGCUACGUGCCACAUGGACUGAAGGUGGUGCAGUGUUGUGCUAAAGGAGGCCUGCGCUCCCUUAUGCAGCUGGAAAGACGCUGGCGGCAGCAUUUCUUGGACAGCAUGAAGCCCAAACACCUCCCAGAGCAAUGGUCAGUGGACCAUAACCAUGUGAAGUUGAUCCAAAAGUAUGGGGAGGAUCUUCAGAUCAAGCUGUCAUGAAACCAACUUCCUGGACUCUGGAUAGUGUCUAAUGGACAUAUGUAACUGAAGAUGGGAAGACUGUUUUUAUUUCUAUGUCUCCACUAACACCUGGGGCCUGGGUUUGCAAAAAGGCAGCAGUAGAUCUGCCAGAUUUGCCAGUUAAAGUUAAAUUUGGCAGUUUAUAGAGUUAAAUCCAUUGACUUGAACUUUCAGGUGGUUUGGAAGUUUAAUCCUAGUCUGUCACUUACUAGUUCAGGGCAAGAGUGGUAUGAUAAAGGAACUUGUCUUCUCAAAGUGACUAUGAAGAAUCAUUUUCUGGCUCCCAGGAUGCCUGAUGCCUUGAGACCAUCUCUCAUAAUAAAGUGAGUUCAGAGAAAGGCAGCAAAAGCACAAUA